AUGUUGAAGUUGAAACUGGAAGAGGUGUGGAAGAACGAGGAGGAGCGAGCGUCGCCGAAGAAGGAGUCACCGACCAAGAAGACGGCGAGGCCGCCGUUGGAGGAAGUGGCAGCUCCGCUGCCCGGGAGCGAGUCGACGACGGAGAUGGAGGAAGAACGAACGAAGAAGAUGACGGACUCGGGUCCUCCUCCCUGGCUGCGUGGUGGUCGCCAUUCGAUGAGAAAAGCGUCAGAGCCAGGGUGGCCGUCGCGAAAAGAAGGGACGAGGGAGACGAAGACGGUGGGCGGCGAUGCUCCUCCCUCAUGCGCUUCGUUGCCUCUCUUUCCCUUCCAAGAGUUGCAACCCUACAACCUUAGUGGGCCAGAGUAUACAGAACUUUGGCCUAUCAGUCUUGACCAUGGGCUGGCAAAGGAGAAGGAAGUGGUGGGCUCCUUUGAGGCAAUUGGGCCGCAUCAUAAGGGGAAGUUUAUGUUCGUUGAUGGGCCAAGUCUUAAGGAAAUUGAGCCCAACAAUGGCUAUCUUAUUGGGAUAAGUUUACAAAGAAGUCAUUUAAAGAAAGAAGAAAGCUGGGUGGACUUAAAAGGUGGGCUCUUGGAGGAGACAAGCCCACGGGAAGUUAGGAGUAAGGAGAGGCUGGACUUGGGUUUGGGCCACAACUCAUUCUUACAAGCUAAUGUGGGCCGACCCAAGGAAGUAGGAAAGGAAGGUUGGGUAAAGUUAUGGGUUGUUUUCACCACCAAGCUCAUGGAAGAAUUUAUGGAACAUUUCAUUGAAGAUCUCAAGGUGGGUAAUGAUGAUGGGCAAAAUGAAGAACUAUUCUACGAUUCUUAUUCGUUGAUUUCGAAAAGGAAGAUGGCGGACUGUUCGGCUAUGAAGAACGUGACACAUGUCACGUGGGUGGAGGAGAGUCGAGGAAAGUUGGACUGGUGCGAGAAGAGUUCAUUCAAGGGAUUGAGCGCAAUUGGAAACGAAGAAAGCGGAAGGUCAAGAAGACAAAAGUUAACUGCAACCUUGAGGACAAGGCCGCCUUCAAGGAGGGUGGAAUGUUAG
Linum trigynum is the source of this 1050-nucleotide messenger RNA. The record is from the annotation of a GenBank genome assembly. Lineage: Eukaryota; Viridiplantae; Streptophyta; Magnoliopsida; Malpighiales; Linaceae.